AUGUCAAAAAAAGUUAUUGUUAUUGGUUCAGGUUCUAGAGAGCAUGCUAUUGCAUGGAAAUUAUUGGAAUCAUCAAAAGUUGAACAAGUUUAUAUGGUACCCGGAAAUGGAAGUGCUUCGACUUCGGGUGAUCGUAUUAUUAACUUGUCAGAUGUUGCUGUGACUGCUGAAGCAGUAGGUGAUGCUGCCAAUCGUUUGGGUGUAGAUUUAGUUAUAGUCGGACCGGAAGUGCCAUUGGUUGACGGUAUCGCCAACGGUCUGCGACGUCGUGGUAUCCGUGUGUUUGGCCCAAGUCAAAAGGCCGCCGAGAUCGAGGGAUCCAAGGUAUUUUGCAAAGACUUUAUGGCACGUCACAACAUCCCGACUGCACGUUACAAAUCGUUUGUAGGUGCCGCACAAUACGAUGCCGCCACACAGUAUGUAGAGCAAGCCGACUUCAACGUCGUCGUCAAAGCUAGCGGAUGCGCCGCUGGCAAAGGUGUAUUGAUCCCUGCCAACAAAGAAGAGGCAAAACUCGCAGUCAAGCGUGUUUUAGUUGAUCGUGAAUUCGGUGCCGCCGGUGACGAAGUGGUCAUCGAAGAGUUCUUGGACGGCGAGGAAGCAUCGGUGAUGGCAUUCUCUGACGGUUACUCUGUUGUUUUGAUGCCCGCUGCACAAGACCACAAGCGUAUAUUCGACGAUGACAAGGGACCAAAUACAGGUGGAAUGGGUGCCUACGCGCCAGCACCAUUCGUAACCGAUCGUUCCAUUGCUUCGAGAACUGGAUUCGGUCCGACUAUGGAUCGUGUUCUCGACACUGUUAUCAAGCCAACCGUUGACGGUAUGCGUCGUGAAGGACGUCCAUUCGUCGGUGUAUUGUUUGCCGGUCUGAUGGUUUCGCCAAGCGGUGUGAUCAAUGUGCUCGAAUUCAAUUGUAGAAUGGGUGAUCCAGAGACACAAGUUGUUUUACCACUGUUGGAUACAGAGUUGAUCGCGGUUGUCGAUGCCUGUUGUGACGGUGCACUCGACUCGAUCAAGGUCAACUGGAAGCAAGCCUACGCCGUCACCAUUGUGUCGGCAUCAGAGGGAUAUCCAGAUUCCUAUCCAAAGGGACGUGAGAUCCACGGACUCAACAACGCGAAAUUCUCUGACGAAGCGAUGAUCUUCCAAGCAGGAACAACCGUUGUCGAUGGAAAGUUGGUUACAUCCGGCGGUCGUGUACUCUCUGCAACUAGUGUAAAUAGCGAGUUGGAGACUGCCAUUCAAUUGGCAUACAAGGCCAACGACACCAUUGACUUCCAAGGACGUCAAUUCCGUCGUGAUAUCGGUCGUAAAGCACAACGUUAUCUUGCUUCACAAAAGAACAGCAAAUCCGUUUCGUACAGUGAAUCCGGUGUCGACAUUGAGCGUGGAGAUGCCGUUGUAGACAAUAUUGCACCAUUGGCCAAGGCCACCACUCGUAAGGGUUGUGUUAGCGAUCUCGGUGGAUUUGGUGCUCUUUUCGAUACUAAAGCUGCAGGUUUCGUUGACCCAAUCCUCGUCUCUGGAACCGACGGUGUUGGAACCAAGCUAAAGAUUGCCCAAGAGAUUGGAAUUCACGAUAAUAUCGGUGUUGAUUUGGUUGCCAUGUGUGUCAAUGACGUCUUGGUGCAAGGUGCCGAGCCAUUGUUCUUCCUCGAUUACUUUGCUACCGGUCGUAUCCAUGUCGAUGUCGCCACACAAGUCAUCGGUGGUAUUGCCAAGGGUUGCAGUGGAUCGGGAUGUGCACUGAUUGGAGGUGAGACCGCUGAGAUGCCAGGUAUGUACCGUGAUGGUGAAUACGAUUUGGCUGGUUUUGCUGUUGGUGCUGUCGAGCGUACUCAAAUGUUGCCACGUAACAUCAAGCCUGGAGAUGUACUCUUGGGUUUGGCAUCGUCCGGUGUCCACUCAAACGGUUACUCAUUGGUUCGUUAUCUCGUCGAGAAGAAGUCGGGAUUGGUCAACGCCAACGGAUCGGUCUACGAUUUGCCGGCACCAUUCGAAUCGUCAAAGACCUUGGGACAAGCACUUCUCACACCAACUCGUCUCUACGUUCUUUCAUGUUUGGCAGCUAUUAAAGCUGGUGGUAUCAACGGAUUGGCACAUAUCACCGGUGGUGGUAUCACAGAGAAUCUUCCACGUGUACUUCCCGAUGGAAUGAACGCAACAGUCAAGCUCAACAGCUGGGAGAUUCUCCCUGUAUUCCAAUGGUUGAACAACAUUGGAAAGAUGGAGCAAUUCGAACUCCUGAGGACCUUCAACUGUGGUUUAGGUAUGAUUGUAAUUGUUGAUGCAAACAGAGUUGAAUCAAUCACCGAAAUCCUCAAACAACACAACGAAACAGUAUAUCAAAUCGGAACAAUUACAGCUUCAACAGAAACAAAUUCAAAACCAAAGGUUAUUUAUCAAUAA
Molecule: messenger RNA, 2409 nt
Organism: Heterostelium album PN500
Lineage: Eukaryota; Evosea; Eumycetozoa; Acytosteliales; Acytosteliaceae
Gene: purD
Product: phosphoribosylamine-glycine ligase
Exons: 2
Coding region: 1-2409 (802 amino acids)
Biological process (GO): adenine biosynthetic process; 'de novo' IMP biosynthetic process
Cellular component (GO): cytosol
Molecular function (GO): phosphoribosylformylglycinamidine cyclo-ligase activity; metal ion binding; ATP binding
Source: RefSeq, a predicted model, not a curated record